AAGGUCGUCACGGACUUGGUUGAACGCGGCCAACACGUGUGUCAGGCACCCGUCGCGACAGCCGUCGAACGCAGCGUCUCACACGUCACAAGUCCCCCAGGAUGGGCGACAGCAGUACAUCCAUUUGGUUUCACAGCCGACAACGACGACAGUCGAAACUAUUCAUCAAUACAUCCCUUACAUCUCGCCACCAACGCACAGUCAUUUAGAUCAUCGACACACUUACGUUUCUGUACCAUCGCAUAUUGCCUUAGCCGCACAACAUCCAGCUGACCCGGUAGUCUCACAGCCAGGUGAUACCCUCAAGAGCAGCCCUACUAGUCGGUCAACCACCAGCGUCACGAAGAACCCCGCAAAAACACGUCCCAGCAGCCACGUCACCCGUAAAUCGUGGUCCGGGAUAUUCCCGAGACCUCUGAAAAAGGGGAAGAAAAAAAUCAAUCACGAUCUUCGAGGCGACCAGCCCGGGGAAGAAGGUAGGAGCCAUCUGAGGAGCCGCUCCCAGGUGGACACUAUGGCUGAACUCAU
Molecule: messenger RNA, 528 nt
Organism: Lymnaea stagnalis (great pond snail)
Lineage: Eukaryota; Metazoa; Mollusca; Gastropoda; Lymnaeidae
Source: the annotation of a GenBank genome assembly